UUACGUUUUGCGCGCCUAAAUUCAGCCUAUUUACUUUCAGACGUUCAACUUGUCAGUUAUUCAAAAAAACUGAAUUUGACGCUCACUUCAGACUCAGUUUCACUUGUGUGUAAAUCAAAAGCAACUUAUCAUUUAGUAAAAUCAUGUGGAACGAAAGCUCCGUGGGUGGAGGUGGAUUUCUAGACGAUAGCACACAGGGUGCUGGUACUGGCAAAAGAGGAUCACAAAAUGACAAGACUAUUGUUCCCGUAUUAAUAAAACAUAUCACAUCCACCACUGGGGACUUGCAAAUUGCCGGUAGAACCGUAAACAUUUUGUCUAUUGUUGGAAUCGUCCGUCAUAUUGAGCAAGAUACGACAAAAAUCUCUUACACUAUCCAGGAUGAUACAGGUACUCUUACAGCAGUUAUGUGGUUAGAAGCAGAUAAGAAUCCUGAUGAAAGUAACACUUGUACGCAAAUUAAUACAUAUGUACGAGUUAAUGGACUGAUACGCACACAAAAUAAUCAACGACAUGUAUUGAUUCUACGUAUGUCUCCUCUGGAGGACUUGAACGAUUUGACGUGUCACUUUAUGGAGGUUAUGUAUUUCAUACUGAAGGCUAGCAAACCUGUGGAAGAGUCUAGUUUACCUUCCAAUAAUUCAUUAAUGAUUGAUAAUACAAUGAGUGGUAUGUCACCUGAACAAGCAAAAGUUCUUGAGGUGGUUCGGUCAGCGAAUGAAGCUGAAUGUGGUAUUGAGAAAUGUGAUAUUUUGGCAAAAGUACCGAAACACAUUAUACCUCGUUUAGAUGAGAUAUUAGACUUUCUUCUCUGCGAAGGACAUAUUUAUACAACCAGUUCAGAGGAUUUCUUUAAAGCAACCUAA
Molecule: messenger RNA, 866 nt
Organism: Cyphomyrmex costatus
Lineage: Eukaryota; Metazoa; Arthropoda; Insecta; Hymenoptera; Formicidae
Product: Replication protein A2
Exons: 3
Coding region: 144-866 (240 amino acids)
Biological process (GO): nucleotide-excision repair; double-strand break repair via homologous recombination; DNA replication
Cellular component (GO): chromosome, telomeric region; DNA replication factor A complex; site of double-strand break
Molecular function (GO): single-stranded DNA binding
Source: RefSeq, a predicted model, not a curated record